Messenger RNA from Emiliania huxleyi CCMP1516, 366 nucleotides. RefSeq lists its product as hypothetical. The record is from RefSeq and is a predicted model, not a curated record. The transcript is spliced from 2 exons. Lineage: Eukaryota; Haptophyta; Isochrysidales; Noelaerhabdaceae. Bases 1 to 366 code for a protein of 121 amino acids.
AUGGUCUGCCCGCUGGACCUCGCUCUCACCGGAACCGCGUGGGCUCGCUUCCUGAACGAGCUGCUCACGUGCGGGCUCCUCGACGCGGCCCCCUUCUCCUCUUCGGCUGCACUACAGCUGGCGAUCGACCGCCUCGAUGUGUCGCCAGCGGCGCUGGAGGACUACGUGCUCGCGCUGGAGGGCGCGCUGCCCCCUUCGCUCUGCGCCCCCAACGUUGCGGGGCCGCAGUGGCUGGAGGAGGCGCGCGAUGCGGCGACCUACUUGCGCGGCGACGCUGGCCGCCGCAGCGUCGAGGAUAAGCGCCUCUACCUGCUCGCCCCCGGCGCCCCGCUACUGCUCUCAGUCCCCGCCUGGGUGAGGCGUUAA